Symbiodinium pilosum is the source of this 2798-nucleotide messenger RNA. Lineage: Eukaryota; Dinophyceae; Suessiales; Symbiodiniaceae. The record is from the annotation of a GenBank genome assembly.
GUACCAUCGUCAGAGUGAACGAGAAGUACGGGCUGUUCAUCAACAUUGGAAUCGGCGUCGAUGCCCUUUGCACGAAUACCCAGCUGGACAAGCCCGUUGCUGACUACCAGGAGGGCGGCAAGAUCGACGUCAAGGUGCUGAAUGUGGACGUGGGCAAGGAGCAGGUUGAAGUCACCACUCGGCCUCUGGCGUCCGAAGCCAAGGUGGGUGACACUGUUGAGGGCACUGUGGUGACCCAGAUUCCGGCUGGUGUCUUCUUCGAUGCCGGCUUCUCCAGGGACUUGCUUUGCCCGACCAACUUUCUCAGCAAGCCAAAGGAGGAGUACUCACGUGGCGAGGUCGCUGACCUAACGAUCAUGCAAGUUGACGGAGACCGAGUCACCGUGUCUGACAAGAAGGACGUCGGCAAGCCCAUCGGGAGCUUUGUCCGUGGUCAGGAGGUCUCUGGCAAGGUGGUCCGCUACACGGAGGGCUUGGGCAUCUUCCUGGAUGUCGGAGCUUCCCGGGAAGCGCUGUGGCGUACAAAGGGUCCGGGCGCCACCGUCUUGCCGAAGGAUGCCAAGGAGUACGCGCAGGGCGAGGAGGUCAGUGGCCUCAUCAUCACUCGCCUGGAUGUGCAGACGCAAACCCUCGAGGUCGCAAUGCCUGGUGCCGAACUGCUUAAAACCAGCUUAUCCAUGGAGAACAUGGAGGUCGGCCAGGAAGUUUCAGGCAAAGUGGCAAAGACCAUGGCCUUCGGCGUUUUCGUCGAUAUCGGUGCUGAGAGGGAUGCGUUGUACGCUAUUUCGCAGCUGGACAAGCCGCUGGGUGACUACAAGGUUGGCGACGAACUGGAAGGCCUACGCGUGGUGGAGGUGGAUGCCACACGCCAGCGGCUUGCGGUCUCCACGCGUCCGCUGGCAGCCGACUUCGAGGAGGGCCAGGAGGUCACCGGCAAGGUCUCAAAGAUCAUGGACUUUGGCCUGUUUGUGGACAUCGGUGCGUCCGUGGAUGCCUUGCUUCCAACUGGGAUGCUUGCCAAGGAUACCGGCGAGUACUCUGAAGGAGAGGUGCUGGAUGAUCUGAAGGUUAGCCGAGUGGACAUCCAGAAGAACCAGAUUGCUGUUGGCCAGAAAUCUGGUGGCAUGUCCUCCGGAGCAAGUUUGGAGAUCGAUUCUCUCGAAGUUGGUGCCAAGGUCCCGGGUGUCGUGCGGGGCAUUCGGGAGUACGGCAUUUUCGUGGACAUUGGGCUGGGGCGGACUGACGCUCUCAUGCCAAACUCCAUGUUGGGUGAUGUUACCUCCGCGGCUUUCAAGCCCAACCAGAAGAUUGAGGUCUGGAUUGCGCAGGUGGACUCUUCGAACAACCGUGUCACAGUCAGCGCUGUGGAGCCCACUGCAGAGAUGCGUCAGCGCCGCGGCAGGGGCGGUGGAUCUGCUGGAGCCUCGCUGGAUAGCUACAUCCCGCAGGGAUUCAUGAUUCCAGACCCCAAGCGGCAUGCGGAGAUCAUCGGACGCGAAGAUCUCAUGGAUCCGGAGCCCAUCCCUUGGUACGAGUGGGCGGAGAAGUACCCAGGCUUCAUCCGCUUCCAAGAAAAGGACCAGGUCAUCACUAUUUCCGUGCGAGCGCACGGCUUCUAUGGUGAGAAGGAGCUGCGCCAUUCCCAGCCAGCCUUCAUCCCCAUCCCGGCUCACCUGCAGAAGGCUGAUGCCAAGCAGCCUACCAAGGAUGACCUCCGAGUGAAGUACGAGGACCAGCCCAUGCCCAACUACGACAAUGGCAUCAAGCCUGAGAUUCACAUCAAGUAUCGUCAGCCACCUCUCAACGACCCCAACUGGCGUGAGUACCCUGUUCCCGAUCGGCAGCCCAUCACCAUGGACUUCAAGGCCGAUCUCAUGCAAGGGAGAAAGGCGAUGACUGAGAUCUCCACUUUUCCGCAGGGCCGUUUGUGGACCUAUCCAGCUGCUGGACAGACUUGGCCGGCGGUCGCCGAGUCCACCAUGCUGGCUAUGGCACGUCUCCUCCACUCAAGCACCGGGGAGGAGACUCGCUUUGGGCGGCCCGCGGAGUCUGCCACGCCGGAGGUGCCACCGGCGAAGCGAGCCCGGUCGACGGGCCUUGACAACCGACCUCUGCAGGCUCUCGCCACGAACACUUCACAGGCCAGUGCGGUUCCCGCGCCCGUGGCCGAGUACAAGCUCGUACUCCUGGGUGACGCUGGAGUGGGCAAGACGUCUUUUGUCAAGCGACACCUUACAGGGGAGUUCGUGAAGAAGUACCGGCCGACAGAGGGCUGCGAGAUGAAGAAGCUGAAGUUCAUGACCAGCAGAGGUCCAGUGGUCUUUCAAGUCUGGGACACGGCUGGGCAGGAUCAUCUUGCUGGGUUGCGAGAUGGCUACUUCAUCGGGGCUCAGUGCGCCCUGGUCUUCUUUGAUGUCACCAAGCGAGAGAGCCACCAAAACCUGUCCAAGUGGGUCAUGGAUCUCAGGAAAGUAGCCGGUGACAUCCCAGUGGUGGUCGUUGGCAACAAGGUUGAUGCUGCGAACCGAGUGGUCAAGGCACAGGAAGGCUCCUUGAUCAUGCGGAAGCUCAAGGUUCAGUACUACGACCUGAGUGUGCGGACGCGCUUCAACACAGAAGCUCCGCUGCUCUUUCUGUCUAAGCGGCUGAUGGGAGACAGCAACAUCAGGCUCAUACCAGAGCCUGGAAGUCGACCGCCAGAACUGGCUUUGCCAUCAGCGGCAGAGCAGAGGCGGGCUGCAAGGGAGCUGACAGAAGCGCUGAACGUUCCGAUCAACGACAGCGACGACGAUCUCUGA